This is a messenger RNA of Paramecium octaurelia, 620 nucleotides long. NCBI's taxonomy places the organism in Eukaryota, Ciliophora, Oligohymenophorea, Peniculida, Parameciidae. The record is from the annotation of a GenBank genome assembly.
GAUUGAAAACAGUUAUCCUAGGAGCAUCUGGAGCUGUUGGAAGAAUACAUAGAUAAUGAAUUAUUUAACUGAACUCACAAAAUCUGAAAAAUGGCUGAAGUAGCUAUCAUAGUUAGAAGGAAAUUAGAAUAAUGGGAUACACUCUCUAGUAAUUGUUUGAUUUAUAUUAUGGAAGAUAAACAUAAAUAAGAAUUGAAAACUUAGAUAUUGUUGAGAAGACUGAAGAAUGGAAAAUGUUCUCAAAUUAUAAUACAUUAUACUAUUUUCUUGGAUCUAGAGUUAAAGAAGGGAAUGUACAAUUUACUAAAGUAGAUCUCAAUAAUCCAAUAUUUGGUUGUAACUUAGCUAAAGCAAAUGGUAUUCAUUUUGCUCACACAUUUAGUAAUAUCUCAUUAUUCACUAUUAACAUCAAUUGGGGCUGAUAAAGGAUCAUAUUUCUAUACUCUAGAGUAAAACGAGUAGUUGAGGAGGCUUUAACAAAACAAUAAUUUCCAUAUUUGACUAUUCACAGAGUAGAAGCUAUUUUAUUUUGAGUAAACGAUGAAAUAUUUGGAGAUUCAAUUCUUAAAUAAUACCAUUUAUUGAUAAAACUGAAUGUAAGGUUUAUCAAAUGUUUUGAG